GCUGCGCGGGGCUCCGGGACGGCAGGGCAGGGCAGGGGUCGUGCCGUGCCGUGCCGUGCCGUGCCGUGCCGUGCCGUGCCGUGCCGUGCCGGCAGGGGUUGUGCCGUGUCCCGAUGUCCCACCCCGCUCCCCGCCUCUAUGGGCGCUCCGCAGGGCAGGCGCAUCCCUGCCGGCCCCCGGUGCCCCCUCCCCCGCUGUGCGUUGCAUAAGCGGCCCCGUGACCUAAAGUCGAAUAGCGCUGCGUGUCACCCCAGGGCCAGGCGGGGAAACUGGGGCAGCGGGCCCGAGGAGAACGAAGACGAGGAGGAGGGAGGUGACCACCGCGGCUCCGAGCGGGGAGCUGUGGGCAGGAUGCAGCACCGCACCAUCCACCUCUUCCGGAAGGGCCUCCGGCUGCACGACAACCCAACUCUGCUGGCUGCACUGCAGUCCUCUGAGGUCGUCUACCCCGUCUACAUCCUGGACAGAGCCUUCAUGACGUCCGCCAUGCACAUAGGAGCCCUGCGGUGGCAUUUCCUGCUGCAAUCCCUGGAGGAUUUGAGGAGCAGUUUGUGCCAGCUGGGUUCCUGCUUGCUGGUCAUUCAAGGAGAGUACGAGUCUGUAGUCAGAGAUCACGUCCAGAAGUGGAACAUCACGCAGGUGACUCUGGAUGCGGAGAUGGAACCCUUUUACAAGGAGAUGGAGGCCAACAUUCGGGCUCUGGGAGAAGAGCUGGGCUUCCAGGUGCUCUCACUGAUGGGCCACAGCCUCUACGACACCCAACGGAUUUUGGAGCUGAAUGGUGGGACUCCCCCCCUGACGUACAAGAGGUUCCUUCACAUCCUGUCCCUGCUCGGGGACCCGGAGAUGCCAGUCCGAAAUCUCACAGCUGAGGACUUCCAGUGGGCUGAGGUUGGUGCCAUCCAAUGGCGCGUGGUUGGGGCUGGACUGCGAGAAACCAGUUGGCUGUGGCCUCCAGUUCUUGCUGAGGAUUUGCCCUCCAAGCAGCUCCACCUCGGGAUUUCGUUGUUCUUGAUGGAAGGAUUGUGGUCGGAGUAUUUUCCAUGGGGCUGGGUGGCCAGUUUCACCAAGCCGAAAACAGUCCCGAAUUCACUGCUUCCAAGCACCACCGGCCUGAGCCCCUAUUUCAGCAUGGGCUGCCUGUCAGUCCGCAGCUUCUUUUAUAGGCUGUCAAACAUUUAUGCUCAGGCCAAGCACCACUCCCUGCCCCCCGUGUCGCUCCAAGGGCAGCUGCUGUGGAGGGAGUUCUUCUACACGGUGGCAUCAGCAACACCAAACUUCACCAAAAUGGUCGGGAAUCCCAUCUGCCUCCAGAUCCGUUGGUAUGAGGAUGCUGAGAGGCUCCACAGAUGGAAAACGGCUCAGACGGGCUUCCCAUGGAUUGAUGCAAUCAUGACCCAGCUGAGGCAGGAGGGCUGGAUCCACCACCUUGCCCGGCACGCUGCCGCCUGCUUCCUGACCCGCGGGGACCUUUGGAUCAGCUGGGAGGAGGGCAUGAAGGUGUUUGAAGAGCUGCUUUUAGAUGCUGACUACAGCAUCAAUGCAGGAAACUGGAUGUGGCUGUCAGCCAGUGCCUUCUUCCACCACUACACACGGAUCUUCUGCCCGAUCCGUUUCGGGAGGCGCACAGACCCAGAGGGGCAGUACAUCAGGAAGUACUUGCCUAUUCUAAAGAACUUUCCCUCUAAGUACAUCUACGAGCCCUGGACGGCCUCUGAAGAGGAGCAGAAGCAAGCAGGAUGUAUCAUAGGUCAGGAUUACCCCUUCCCAAUGGUGGACCACAAGGAGGCCAGCGAUCACAACCUGCAGCUGAUGAAGCAGGUCCGAGAGGAGCAGUACAGAACAGCCCAGCUCACCAGAGAUGAUGCAGAUGACCCAAUGGAAAUGAAGCUGAAGCGGGGCCGCUCUGAGGAAAACUUAACAAAGACAAAAGCAGCCAGGAUGACAGAACAGACCUAGAUUCAUUGGGGUUUACCCUCUGGGAACUGAGAAAUGGCACAAGGGAGAGCAGAGGCCAUCUGAGCAGGAGGAGCUGCACUCCGUGCUUUGCCCUCUGCGUGAACCAACCACCAGCAAAAGCUUUGUACCUUCUAUGCAUUUGUUACUGCAGUUAUUUUCAAUGAAUUUGUCUGUCUGUUGGUGGCUUAGUAGUCAUUUAUUGCAGCUGUAGGUAAUGGACGUGUUUCUCUGUUGCUAUUAUUCAAAUCCACUCAACGUUCAUGCCUCUUUAUGAAUAGUUUUGAUGAUAAAUGCCACUCUUUCCAACGUGACAAAUACAUGUCAGUUUAAGAAUAAAUUGGUAUUACUGUUUUCAUACAUUAGUGUUAAAAGCAGGAUUUGCCAUAGACAGGCAAAUUUUAAGGGCAUUGUUGUAUAGUUUCUCAGUGGAUUAGGGCUGAUGUCCUUCUCGGCUUAUUCCUCUAGAACUGUAGGAUAGGUAUUUUAUUCCUCUCACGUGUCACAUGUAAAAAUUCCCCCUUCCAUUGGAAUGGCUCCUUCUGAAGUGUCACAAGGCUGAAUAGCCUGUUUUCUUUGUUAUGGUUGGGGUUCUGUUAUGGCUGUGGGUUUUCAUCACCGUGGGUGCUACUUUUGUUUAUAAAAGAAAUAAAAAUUGUUUCUGACAUGGAAAAAAUGUAAGGUCUGUAGAUUAAUCUGUUGUCACAAUUGGUGUCCAUCUGCCCU
This is a messenger RNA of Lagopus muta (rock ptarmigan), 2682 nucleotides long. Its product is annotated as cryptochrome-1-like. The transcript is spliced from 11 exons. Gene Ontology annotation, cellular component: cytoplasm; nucleus. Gene Ontology annotation, biological process: entrainment of circadian clock by photoperiod; circadian regulation of gene expression. Bases 139 to 1959 code for a protein of 606 amino acids. Gene Ontology annotation, molecular function: FAD binding; DNA binding. Lineage: Eukaryota; Metazoa; Chordata; Aves; Galliformes; Phasianidae. The record is from RefSeq and is a predicted model, not a curated record.